AUGGAGAAUUCCAGUUCGUUCGACCGGGUCCGUAUCGCUGUGCGGGAGCGGCCCAUUGCGGAAGAGGAUAUACUUGGCGUGAAAUUACACGUCAGGCAGAGCGAGGGAAAACUUUUUGCCUACUCUCCCGAUGCCACAGAAGGUUUGAUGUACGACUGUGACUAUUUCUUCCCCUGCUCUGCAAAGCAGGAGGAGCUAUACCAUGCGAUAGGCUUGGAGAUGAUUGAUCUGGUUGCUCAAGGUCUCAGCUCCAACGUGGUUGUCAUGGGGUUUGCUGUUACAGGUAAGACUCACACCUUAUUCGGGGACAACGAAUCUGUUGGUCUUAUUUAUGACACGGUGGGGGGACUUUAUCAACGACUCGGGGCUGUUGCGGGGGAAUUUGAGACGGAUAUUGUGCUGCGUUAUUGGGAGAUGAACCGCGACUCCGUGGAGGACAACUUGCUGGACGAAGAUGGAUCAGAGAGAGCGUAUACGGUUACCCGUGACACUUUCGACCGUCUCGUCAUACCAAAUCUGAUGGCAGUUAGGGUGCCAACAUUUGAGGAUUUUCUCGAACAACUUGAACGUGGAAACAGGAAUCGUGUCCGUCGCACCAAGCAACGGCAGAGUCGUUGGCAUGGUUUCCUGCAGCUUAUGGUUUCCACAACUCCCAAAGUGGAUUCGGGAAAGACUGUAAUACGCUCAAUGACAUUUGUACAUCUCAAAGGGACAGACUGCCUCGGUUUGAAGGGCGUUGCAGGUGAUCAGCUGAAGGAGGGUUGUGGUAUCAACGUAAGUGUAACUCUUCUUCGAGCAGCAGUCAUUCAUUCUAUUAAUUACCGUGAGAAGCGUAGGUCGCGGGCGACAACCCCAGAGGGUCACCAUGACCUCAUCUGCAGUAGUCAGUCAUUUUUCAUGGAGUGUAAGUUUUCACGAUUAAUGUCCCAGUUCAUCUCUGGACUUGAGGCCUCCUUUGUUGUUGGAUGCACAAAUCCAUUGCAGUUUAAGGAGUCAAUUGACACGCUUGAAAACUUGCAGUACUUCCGCCGGUUGCGCUGUGCCCUGAAGGCGAUAGUCGUUGUGUCUGAACGCGGCCUAUUGCUGAAAGAGCUGCGCCGGCAAGAGGAGCUACUCGGUGCUGAAGCUGUGGCGGAGUUGUAUGGCUCGGAUGCUAAUGGCUGUCCCCUGAAUGAGGCAGAGGAGAAAUUAUUGCAAAUAUAUCGGAAAUUACACGGGUUUGACCCACGGCGUGGGGCCGUGAAAUCCCCAGCGGUGGAUCCCGAGGCGGCCAUCAUUGAGCGUUGCAAGACUCGAGCCCAACGCCUCCAUGGAAAAGUGGACACACACGGAAUGCGUAAACGGAUCUUUCUUACGCCUCGUAAGACCGAAUCAUACGAAGGUCAGUGGGAGGACGGGAAGUUUGGCGGCUUCGGUGAACUACUAAAAAAACUUAGCAAAUACCGGGGUGAGUUCCGCAACGGAUUACGUGAAGGCGAGGGAACACUCUGGUUGCGAAAAGAUGUGAAGUCACCGUGGGUACGUGUCUAUCGUGGGGAAUGGCUCGCAGGAAAGCGCGAUGGUGUAGGAAUAUCGUGGGAGGAGAAUGGCGAUGUUUACGAGGGUGGGUGGUCCGGGGGUAAGCGGGAUGGGUUUGGGAGGUUGUUCUUCGCUAAUGGAGAUAUCUACAAGGGUGAGUUCCGUGAUGAUCAGCACUACGGUAGGGGGAUCUUACGUUUAACAAGCGGGGACUGGUAUGACGGUUACUGGGCCCUUGGUCUUCGCGAAGGUCCGGGCUUGUGGUGCUAUACGCAGAAGCAGCAGUAUUUUGUUGGAGAGUGGUCGAAGGGUAUCUGCAAAUGUGGUACGAUGCUGGAUAUGCCUGAUAAAACUACGAAUGAAAACAGCCGUUUCAUUCCGCGAUUGGGUCUUCUUCGCUGUGAUGAGGUACUUGAACUAGAGCAAUUGAAAUUACGUGAUCGCCGUGCUCAAGAGUACCCAGAAAUGAAUGUAGAGUGGCGGACGCCUCUUGUUUCUGCACCCCUUGGGGCUCUCUCCAAGAACGUUGAUAGCACUAGUGGCGGCGGCGAUGAUUUGGACGCUGGAAACAGCAGCAGAGACGGGGAGGAAUCAGUUGGGACGAAUGUUGCCGAGGGAUGGGGCUUGGAUGUAGAGUAG
Trypanosoma brucei brucei TREU927 is the source of this 2157-nucleotide messenger RNA. RefSeq lists its product as hypothetical. The record is from RefSeq and is a predicted model, not a curated record. The transcript has a single exon. Lineage: Eukaryota; Euglenozoa; Kinetoplastea; Trypanosomatida; Trypanosomatidae. Gene Ontology annotation, molecular function: ATP binding; microtubule motor activity; microtubule binding. Gene Ontology annotation, biological process: microtubule-based movement. Bases 1 to 2157 code for a protein of 718 amino acids.